AUGGCGUCCUACAGUCCCACCCCGACGCAGGAGCCGUCCCCCGAGGCGGCGGCGGCCAACGGGGACGUGAAAUCAACCGGAUCCCAGGAGUCCAUGAAGCUGAAAAAGGAGAUCUCUCUUCUCAACGGCGUCUGCCUUAUCGUGGGCAAUAUGAUUGGCUCAGGAAUAUUCGUGUCGCCCAAAGGCGUGCUCAUGUACAGUGCCUCCUACGGGUUGUCGCUGGUAGUGUGGACCAUUGGGGGCAUCUUCUCCGUCUUUGGGGCUCUCUGCUACGCCGAGCUGGGUACCACAAUCACGAAAUCGGGGGCCAGCUACGCCUACAUCCUGGAGGCCUUCGGAGGUUUCCUCGCUUUUAUCCGUCUGUGGACGUCUCUUCUCAUCAUCGAACCUACCAGCCAGGCGGUCAUCGCCAUCACGUUCUCCAACUACAUGGUACAACCCAUCUUCCCCACCUGCAUCGCCCCCUACUCUGCAAACCGCCUGCUUGCCGCAGCUUGCAUCUGUUUGCUGACCUUUGUGAACUGCGCCUACGUAAAAUGGGGCACAAGAGUUCAAGACAUCUUCACCUACGCCAAGGUCAUUGCUCUCAUCGCUGUCAUCAUUACAGGCCUCGUCAAGAUAUUCCAGGGUCACUCUCAGAACUUUGACAGGAUGUUUGAGGGCUCGUCCCAGGAUCCGGGAGAUGUGGCUCUGGCCCUUUAUUCUGCCCUCUUUUCUUACUCUGGCUGGGACACCCUCAACUUCGUCACCGAGGAGAUCAAAAACCCAGAGAGGAACCUGCCACUGUCCAUUGCCAUCUCCAUGCCCAUUGUCACUGUGAUCUACAUUCUGACCAAUGUGGCCUACUACGCAGUGUUGCCAAUGGCUGACAUUCUGGAUAGCGAUGCAGUCGCCGUGACAUUUGCUGACAAAGUGUUUGGGGUGUUUAACUGGACGAUUCCACUCGCUGUCGCACUUUCUUGCUUUGGAGGACUCAACGCGUCUAUCCUGGCUGCUUCAAGGCUGUUCUUCGUGGGCUCCAGAGAGGGCCAUCUCCCAGACUCCCUCUGCAUGAUUCACAUCAGCCGUUUCACCCCCAUCCCUGCCCUCCUCUUCAAUGGUGCCAUGGCACUGGUGUACCUUUGUGUGGAGGACAUCUUUAAACUUAUUAACUACUACAGCUUCAGCUACUGGUUCUUUGUGGGCUUAUCCAUUCUUGGCCAGCUUUACCUGCGUUGGAAGCAGCCAGACAGACACCGGCCAUUAAAGCUGAGUCUCUUCUUCCCAGUGGUCUUCUGCUUACUCACAGUGUUCCUGGUGGUAGUGCCCCUCUACAGUGACACCAUCAACUCUCUGAUUGGCAUUGGAAUUGCCCUAUCAGGGGUACCCGUCUACUUCCUGUGCUGCUACACUCCUGCCCACCGUAGGCCAAUGUGGCUUCGCAAGGCUAUCGCAUCCUGUGGUGUGUUUAUUCAGAAGGUAUGCUACUGUGUACUCACAGAGAUGGACGCUGAUGGGGAAAAGACUGAAUAAAGAGAAA
Molecule: messenger RNA, 1519 nt
Organism: Chanos chanos (milkfish)
Lineage: Eukaryota; Metazoa; Chordata; Actinopteri; Gonorynchiformes; Chanidae
Gene: slc7a7
Product: solute carrier family 7 member 7
Exons: 9
Coding region: 1-1512 (503 amino acids)
Biological process (GO): amino acid transmembrane transport
Cellular component (GO): membrane
Molecular function (GO): basic amino acid transmembrane transporter activity; L-amino acid transmembrane transporter activity
Source: RefSeq, a predicted model, not a curated record